Molecule: messenger RNA, 1129 nt
Organism: Pseudomyrmex gracilis
Lineage: Eukaryota; Metazoa; Arthropoda; Insecta; Hymenoptera; Formicidae
Exons: 3
Coding region: 76-834 (252 amino acids)
Source: RefSeq, a predicted model, not a curated record
UUCCGGCGCCACCUAACCCAAAAGGCGGUGAAUGCAAGCAGAAUUUUGCAAUAAUAUUGUAAUAAUAUCGUAAGAAUGUAUAACUCAUGCGAAGAAGACGAUGUUUUGCAAUGUCCGUACAAUAAAUAUCAUUUUAUAUCAUUGCUGAGAUUCUCGCGGCAUCUCGUCAAAUGCGAGAAGAAUUAUCCAAACAAUUUGAAAGUAAUCUGUCCGUACGAUGCCACUCAUCGCUUGGACAAGAUCGAUAUCGGACAACACAUCAGGCAUUGUCCCGCAAGAACGACCGUUGAAGCGUAUUUCUUUCCACUAAACAAUCACAACAAAAAUGAUACGAAAUUGGAGGAAGAACACAGCUCUGGGACUGAAAAUAAUGUUGAUGAAGACGUUUCGGAAGAUUUAGGAGAUCCUGAAAACUCUCUAAGUUAUGCGUUAGAAAAUGCGUUAUCAUUGGAAAAAGAUAAAAGAUUAGUCGACAACUUGCAAGAUGAUCAAUCCAAAUUUAAAUCCAUGACAGCUUUUGAAUCAUUGUCCAAUAAAGAGAAAGAAGAGAUACAUGACAGAAAAAUCAGACAGAGAAUGAGCGAUUACAGUGGUUUUCUUGACGAUGAGUCAAUUAUUUCAAGAGAAGUGUCGAUGGUUGGUAGAAGAGCUAUUGGACGAGGCAUAUCUGAUUACUUUGACGGUGCAAUUGACGGAUCUGUUGGAGAAGAAGAAUCAUUAGUCGGUUUAAGGGCUAUUGGCAGAGGUCGACCAACGUCUAGCCAUGCCGAGCGUCUUGUGAGAUUCAGAAUGAAAGGAGGAAAAACUGGAGGAAAAUUACCUAAGAUCGUAUGAAACACAGAGAAUUAUAGAAAACACAUUUUCAAAACUCGAUUCCUCAAAAUAACAAAAAGUUAAUCAAGAUGUACAAGAGAUGAACAAAAAGUAUCAGUUUUUGAGUUUUGCGUUUAUUAAUAAUCCAUUAGUGAAUACUUUGUGAAAUUUUUUAUUUUUUUUUAGUUUUGUAUAAUUAUCUUAUUAUUUACAUCCUUAAGAGAAUUAAGUCAAGUAACUUUCUAACAUAUAGAAGAAUUCUCUGUUGAUAUGUAGAAUUAUGUUCAAUAUGAAAUAGUUCAAUAUGAAGUUUGAA